Molecule: messenger RNA, 5042 nt
Organism: Myodes glareolus (Bank vole)
Lineage: Eukaryota; Metazoa; Chordata; Mammalia; Rodentia; Cricetidae
Source: RefSeq, a predicted model, not a curated record
GCUCCGCGGGUGGGAGCCCCACGCCUCCGAACGGGCUGGGCGGGGCGGAUGGGUGCACCCCUGCAAGCCAGCCGAGCCCCAGCCCUGCCCCGGCCGCCCCUACCUGCUGCGCGGAGCCUAGCGCAACCGGCUUUGUUCGCUUUGUCUGCCCGCACCUGAGCGGCCUGCCGAGAAGGUCACCAUCCCGCGGAGCGUACCCGCUCCGCGCCAUACCAGCUUUGACAACAUGCCUCCGUUUCUGUGUCUGCCUGCUGCCUGGAUUCUCCUCUUCUACACAGUGUCCCCAUCCAUCUCUCUUCAAGAAGUCUAUGUGAGCAGGGAGACCACUGGGAAGAUUGCAGUGGCCAGCAAAUUGAUGUGGUGCUCAGCAGCGGUCGACGUCCUGUUCCUGUUAGAUGGCUCUCACAGUGUCGGGAAAGGGAGCUUCGAGAGAUCCAAGCACUUCGCCAUGGCCAUCUGUGAUGCUCUGGACAUCAACCCCGUGAGGGUCAGAGUGGGAGCCUUGCAGUUUGGUUCCACUCCCCAUCUGGAAUUCCCCUUGGACUCCUUUUCUACCCGACAGGAAGUGAAGGCAAACAUCAAGGGAAUAGUUUUCAAAGGCGGGCGCACGGAGACAGGCCUUGCCCUGAAAAGCCUGCACAGAGGGUUCCCGGGAGGCAGGGAUGGUGCUGUGCCCCAGCUUCUCAUCAUUGUCACAGAUGGCAAGGCCCAGGGGCCUGUGGCUCUGCCUGCUAAGCAGCUGAAAGAGAGGGGCAUCAUUGUGUUCGCCGUAGGAGUCCGGUUCCCCAGGUGGGAGGAGCUGCUCACUCUGGCCAGUGAGCCAAAGGAGCAACACGUGCUGUUGGCUGAGCAAGUGGAGGACGCCACCAACGGCCUCCUCAGCACCCUGAGCACCUCAGCGCUCUGCACCUCUGCUGAUCCAGAUUGCAGGGUGGAGGCUCACCCCUGCGAGCGCAAGACACUGGAGACCAUCAGGGAACUGGCUGGCCAUGCCCUGUGCUGGAGGGGAUCAAGGCAAGCGGAUGCUGUGCUGGCUGUACGCUGUCCCUUCUACAGCUGGAAGAGAGUGUUCCAGACACACCCCGGCACCUGCUACAGAACCAUCUGUCCAGGCCCCUGUGACUCCCAGCCCUGCCAAAAUGGAGGCACAUGCAUUCCAGAGGGUGUGGACCGGUACCACUGCCUCUGCCCACUGGCCUUCGGAGGGGAAGUCAACUGUGCGCCGAAGCUGAGCCUGGAAUGCCGGAUCGACAUUCUCUUCCUGCUGGACAGUUCUGGAGGCACCACUCUGGAGGGCUUUCUGCGGGCCAAGGCUUUUGUGAAGCGCUUCGUGCAGGCCGUGCUGAGUGAGGACUCUCGUGCCCGUGUUGGGGUGGCCAGUUACAGCAGGGACCUGAUAGUGACCGUGCCUGUCGGGGAGUACCAGGAUGUGCCAGACCUGGUCAGGCGCCUUGACAGCAUCCCUUUCCGUGGCGGCCCAACGCUGACCGGCAGUGCCUUGCUACAGGUGUCGGAGCAUGGCUUUGGGAGUGGCAGCAGGACAGGCCAGGACAGGCCACGCAGAGUCGUGGUUCUGCUCACUGAGUCACACACUCAUGAUGAGGUGGCCGGGCCAGCAGAUCACGCAAGGGCCCGGGAGCUGCUCCUCCUGGGCGUGGGCAGUGAGAUGGUGCAGGCGGAGCUGGAGGAGAUAACGGGCAGCUCGAAGAAUGUGAUGGUCUACACGGACCCUCAGGACCUAUUCAGCCAAAUCCCGGAGCUGCAGAGGAGGCUGUGCAGCCAGCCACGGCCAGGCUGCCAAGCACAGUCACUGGACCUGGUGUUCCUGCUGGAUGCCUCUGCCUCAGUGGGACCUGAGAACUUCGCGCAGAUGCAGACGUUCAUCAGGAAAUGCACCCUCCGUUUUGACGUGAACCCUGAUGUGACACAGGUGGGCCUGGUGGUCUAUGGCAGCCAGGUGCAGACAGCGUUCGGACUGGACACCCAUUCCACCCGCGCCGCCGUGUUGCGGGUCAUGAGCCAGGCUCCCUACCUAGGGGGUGUGGGAUCUGCUGGCACAGCCCUGCUGCACAUCGAUGACAAGGUGAUGACCGUCCAGAGGGGCGCCCGCCCUGGUGUCCCCAAGGCUGUGGUGAUGAUCACGGGUGGAAGUGGGGCGGAAGAUGCAGCUGUCCCUGCCCAGAAGCUGAGAAGCAAUGGCAUCUCCGUCUUGGUUGUGAGCGUGGGGGCUGUCCUCAGGGAGGCAGUGCGGAGGCUCGCUGGUCCCCGGGACUCCCUGAUCCAUGUGGCAGCUUACACAGACCUGCGGUACCACCAGGACGCACUCAUUGAGUGGAUAUGUAGAGAAGCCAAGCAGCCAGUCAACCUCUGCAAACCCAGCCCAUGUAUGAAUGAAGGCACCUGUGUCCUGAAGAACGGCAGUUACCGCUGCGAGUGCCGGGGUGGCUGGGGAGGCCCCCACUGUGAGAACCGCAUCUUGAGAGGCGAUGCUCCCAUGGCAGAUAGCUUCCACGUAGAGCCCACAGGAAGACAGCAGCCAGCCCCUUCCCAGCAAGCUCCCAGGCAUCUCAGAAUCUGAGAGACACUGUCUACGGCCCAGUGCAUUGCCUGGGGUCCUGGAACAGCUGCUUCCGGCUCUAAGCAGCGCUGUCCUGCCACAAGCCUCUGCCACAGAGAACCGUGCUGCUUGGGACAGGAGCAGCUUUCGCUGUCACCACGGUGAUGUUGGAAACUCCUAAUGUGUCAGUAUUUAUGUCCUGUACCUGUUGGUCACUUUUCCAGAGGAUAAAAAAGAGGUCAGGGAAAUUUGGUGGCCUGUUUGGAGUCAUUUUGACUAUCGCAAAUGCUAGACAGAAGGCUGAAAAAGUUGCAGUGCCCAGAGGAAGGCAUCCGACAGAGUGUACCAUGCAGCAAUGGUAUUGACACAAAACUUGGGCUUCUCCAUUUUCCAAAGAUAGCUCAUGGAUUUAGCUUGAAAAAGGAUUGUGUGGCAUUUGUGACUUUUUCUGGUGACCAGAUCUGCAUGUGUAAAAGACAUUAUGAAGUUCUCAGACAACAAUCUGACCAAUUAACCAGUCUGUGUAUAUAGAAGGGGCAUAAUGUACAAACGGCUCUGGUCUCCCUGUGUGGUUGGUCUGGGUGCUGCGCAGGAGGACCUCCAGGGGUUUCCUUUCAGAGUUUAUUAGAGAGGUGAGUGGUAUGGGGGUUCCCUCUUGCUAGUGGUGGCAAUGAAGGGCAGACUUCACAAACUCGGCCUUUAAGGGGUGAGGGGGUAACGAGGAGGUUCGCUUUCAAAGCUUAUUGGAUUGCUUUGUCUUACAUGCUUCUCCUGCUCAGUCUGUUGAGGAACUUUUCAAGAGAGAUCAGUCAUUGGUGCUUCCGGAGUAAUUGUAUCUGUGUGGCCAAGAGGACUCUUUGAGCAUCUAACUCUGCAGCGCUCCUGUGUGUUCCUCCCCUGCUUGUGUGUGCUGUUGGGAGCUGGGUUAUCAGCAGAAGCCCAGAGAGCUCUGGAAGCAUGGGUACGUCACGAUGUGACAUGCAACACGUAUGCUCCCACUAUGAGAUGUCCCCACCAUUACAGGUGUAGAGAACUUUGUCGGGGUUCUGUGGGUCAAGUCUGUCUGGCCGAGACGCUACUUCUCUUUCCAGGUUUGCACUGUGAUUCUUUCCCCAUCCCCAUGUUUUCCUUCACGUUUAGACUGUGGCUAUGAACAGUUCCAUAUUGUUACAUUUCAAUCAUUGCAGCAGUCUUUUGACUCCCUGGAAAAGGUCUGGUUUGCCAUAUGUAGACAUUUUCCUAUCGGAGCAGAGCUAGCUUUCAUGGAACCCCUGGAUUUCCUGAACUUUCAUGAUCUUCUCAUCGGCGUCUGUAUUUAAGGCUUUUCUGUCUGCUUAGGUUAUUUUUUUUUUAAGUUGAGGUAGCAUGUUCAAGAAGUCAGAAUUUGGUCUUGCUGAUUUUUAAGUAGAAAGUAAAUACAUUUAUGUUCUGAAUUUCCUUAAUCAUUGCAUAGGCAGCCUUUUUUACAUAUCGGUAUGUUUCUUCUCCCCAGGAGUUGCCUGUUUAACAUCCAGAGGUUUGGUUUCCAAUUGUAUGCAUGACAUUAGCUUCCUGAGGCAUUUCCUGUGUGUUUGAUACCUUAUCGAUUAUACAGUAAUUAACUCAGCACUUGAUUAAGGAUCUUUACAGUGUAUUGCUAGGCUAUCCCUUGUGGCUCUGCCAAUUUUUACAGUUUAUAUUUAAAUUCAUUGUGUAAAUAAUCACGACCUUUGUUCCAUGUCAUGCCAUGAAAUACAAGGGAAACCCAAAAUACAACGAACAUUUUAUUUAAAAAAUCUAAUAACAACUUGGUAAAGGCCACCAAGUGUUUAUGACAAAGGAAAUAAAUGCCCUGGGAUUAGAAAGACAAUAUGCAUAAAAAAUAUUUAGCCUUCAGGAACCAGUGUAUGGUAGCUGAUUCUGAAUGCCCAGAAAUAUGGGGUAGAUGAAAUGUUUCAAACCUGUGUUAAUGCCAUCACAGAGAGACAGACCACAAAAGGGCAACACUGGCUGCCGAUCUGAGCAGGCAAGAAAGACUGCUCACCACUCUGUCUUGCAAGGGGACCAGACAUUAAAAACAUCUUUAAAAUGGAACGAAGAGGCGAUUAACUAACUUUUAAAAACGGCCUGGCCACAGGACGGAGUCUGUAAACACAGGGAGUUUCCCCUAUACGACACAGCAUUGUUUAAGAGUCUGUUUUUGAAAGGCAGUUGAAUCAGGAAAGUCCUUGGUGGAGUCAGUGCCUUACCUUGGUCCCAAAUGUGUCCCUGCUACUGGUCUCCAGAGUUCACGCCACUGGUGGCCAGUGCUCUUUAAGAUCAUCAAAGGCCACAUUGGGCCCACCCGUUUGGAACCAAGAAUGAUUUUACCCUUAACACUGCCAAACGCAGGAUAAAAGUUAACAGGUCAGCAGUUAACAUUUUCUUGUCACCAAAGCCAUGUGGCCAUUUUUUCCACUACUUAAAAAUCUUGAUAAAACAAAUUGAUGAAUAAAAUCUUUUUUUU